Acanthisitta chloris (rifleman) is the source of this 862-nucleotide messenger RNA. RefSeq names its product non-SMC element 1 homolog (S. cerevisiae) (gene NSMCE1). Gene Ontology annotation, molecular function: ubiquitin-protein transferase activity. The record is from RefSeq and is a predicted model, not a curated record. Gene Ontology annotation, cellular component: nucleus; Smc5-Smc6 complex. Lineage: Eukaryota; Metazoa; Chordata; Aves; Passeriformes; Acanthisittidae. The transcript is spliced from 7 exons. Gene Ontology annotation, biological process: DNA damage tolerance; double-strand break repair via homologous recombination. Bases 1 to 741 code for a protein of 246 amino acids.
AUGUCCAACGGCAUCACGGAGGCCUCGGAGGUCAGGAGGGUGCACCGGCAGUGCUGCGAGGCCGACAGAGUUUACUAUGCACAUGACAAACUGGACGAGUUCAUCGGCACCAUCAACAGCCACCUGCAGCCUCUGUUCAUGCAGAUCCGCAAGGGAAUGUCAGAGGAGGAUGGCAGAGCACACUAUGCUGUAGUGAAUCUGGCAGAAACCGAAGUAACUCGAAUGGCAUCUGACUACUCAGAAACAGAACUGGAGCUGUUCAGGAAAACAAUGGACCUAAUCAUCUUAUCAGAAAAUGGCUUUGCCUCGUCUACAGAUAUUUUAAACUUGGUUGACCAACUUCAGACAAAGAAAAUGAAGAAAAAGGAAGCAGAACAACUGCUGAAAGUUUUUGUGGAGGAUAAGUGGCUCUCUGAGAAAAAUGGAGAAUACACUCUGCAUACUCGCUGCAUAAUUGAGAUGGAGCAGUACAUUUUCAGCAACUACCAGGAUGUGGCCAGGAAGUGCAACAUCUGCCACAGCCUCGCCAUCCAGAGCCAAGUAUGUGAAUCCUGUGGCAUUGCAAUGCACUUACCUUGCACCAGGAAGUACUUCAGAGCUCAGACCGAGCGUCGCUGUCCACAGUGUAAUGAACUCUGGUCUUGUGACGACGUCCCAGGUACGAGUCAGAUGGAGUCCCAGUCACCAUCAAAACCAAGAGCAGAGAGGAGGUCCACUCUGGGCUCUAGGCGGUGCCAGUAAAACCUGAUGCCAGUGCAAGCUGUUCUCCCCACUCUGGCAGAAGAGCCAGACUGUGUUGUAUCCAUUAGUGACAGUGCUCAGUGUACUUAUUUUCUGAAGUUUUAAAAAUCUUACAAUAAAA